AUGGUUAAAGUAUUUAACAUUAUUUCUAACAGUAUUAUAAAAGAGUUUAAAAUCGAUCGUUUAGAAGGUGUUUGGUACAUAUAUGCACUUUCACCAAAAAAUGAUUAUUUAGUAACUGUCGGUACAAAUGAUAUGGCAACAGUUUAUUCGCUUGAGGAUGGUUCAAAAAUUUUUGAAAGACUUUUACAUGAUGAUAUUGGUGAUGAUAGUCACUCGAUAUCAUUGGUUUCUUUCAUUGAGAGGAAAAAUCAAAAAAACUUUUCUUUGAAAUUAUUAAUUUGUGGACGUAACGAGUUUAGUGGUCAUUUUUGGGUAUUGGUCUAUGAUAUUCUAAGGCGUAAGAAAUUGAUAAAUAAUGUACAGGGUCUUUUACCACCCUGGCCAAUAAGUUUUCAUAAUACAACAGCUUUAUUCUUACGUUGCGAUGAAAGUCAUAUACCACGCGUUCAUGAUAUAGAUGAUAUAUUAAAAAGCGCACCAAAAAGAAGAGCAACCUUACCAAUUAAUAGAGAUUCCUUUAAUAGAAUGCAAACAUAUUAUCCAAUAGAACCUGAAUUGAUGGAUAACAAAAUAAUCUAUCAUCACGAAACAAAAAUUCAGCAUCUUAGUCUAAGUCUUAAUGGCAAAUAUGUUGGAACUUAUAGUGAAGAAGAUGGAAUUAUUUGUAUUUGGGAGAUUAAAUCAGACCCUUCAUUGAAUUUGAUCGAUUCUUGGAAAACUAGCGAUAGACCGAAGCACGCAUAUUUUACUCGUAAUCAAAGUCAUACUAAACGUAUAUCAAUAGCAGUAUCAAAUGUUGGUGAUUUGGCUUUAAGCUGUUUCGUAAUUUCACAAACGACCGAUUAUUUUAAAAUGAACCCUUUUACUUUGGAUGGAGUAGCUUCUUAUUCAUCCCAAUGUUUACUGCUUAAAGCAGGUCAUCGCCAUCCAUCUUAUAAUCCUUUAUUUC
This is a messenger RNA of Entrophospora sp. SA101, 949 nucleotides long. NCBI's taxonomy places the organism in Eukaryota, Fungi, Glomeromycota, Glomeromycetes, Entrophosporales, Entrophosporaceae. The record is from the annotation of a GenBank genome assembly.